AUGUCUUCAAACUAGUGCCAGGCUAUGAAUUUGUUGUCUGGAAAAUUUCUGAUAGACAAAAAUGGUGCAUCAAUUCCUGUGGAAGAAAUUUUACAAGGGACUAAACUCAUUCUCCUUUACUUUGCAGCGGCUUGGUGUCCAUAUUCUAUAUUGUUCGUUGAAAAACUGAGAGCUGUGCACGAAGAAGCAAUGAAUUUUGAGCUGCCUAUCCAGGUAGUUUACAUAUCAGCAGAUAACAGUGAAUCUGAAAUGUUGCAACACUUCUCUGAGAGCCAUGGUCAUUGGCUCUUGCGAAUGAAAUACGGCAUCACAUCAAUUCCAGUCUUACUGGUAGUACGUCCUGAUGGAUAUGUUGUGAGCAAGAAUGGCAGACGGCAAGUGGAAGACUAUGGCGUCAAUGUUUUUCUUAAAUGGAUGUGA
This is a messenger RNA of Schistocerca americana (American grasshopper), 420 nucleotides long. RefSeq names its product nucleoredoxin-like protein 2. The record is from RefSeq and is a predicted model, not a curated record. NCBI's taxonomy places the organism in Eukaryota, Metazoa, Arthropoda, Insecta, Orthoptera, Acrididae. The transcript is spliced from 4 exons. Gene Ontology annotation, biological process: sensory perception; photoreceptor cell maintenance.